AUGUGGCUGUGGGAGAGACAUGGGUUUGGAGAAGUCACCAUCACCACGUCUGACAAGGAGGCAAAACCUUCCACUGAAGACUUGGGGGACAAGAAGGGAGGAGAAUACAUUAAACUCAAAGUCACUGGACAGGCUAGCAGUAAGACUCCCUUCCAAGUUAAAAUGACAACACAUCUCAAGAAACUCAAGGAAUCCAGCUGUGAAAGACAGGGCGUUCCAAUGAAUUCACUCGGGUUUCUCUUGGAAGGUCAGAGAAUUGCUGAUAAUAACAUUCCAAGAGAACUGGGAAUGGAGGAAAAAGAUGUGAUUGGGGUUUAUCAGGAACAAAGGGGGGGUCAUUUGACGCUUUAA
Molecule: messenger RNA, 351 nt
Organism: Pteronotus mesoamericanus
Lineage: Eukaryota; Metazoa; Chordata; Mammalia; Chiroptera; Mormoopidae
Product: small ubiquitin-related modifier 1-like
Exons: 2
Coding region: 1-351 (116 amino acids)
Biological process (GO): protein sumoylation
Cellular component (GO): PML body; nucleus
Molecular function (GO): ubiquitin-like protein ligase binding; protein tag activity
Source: RefSeq, a predicted model, not a curated record